Messenger RNA from Mycotypha africana, 966 nucleotides. Its product is annotated as t-SNARE. Gene Ontology annotation, cellular component: endomembrane system; SNARE complex; Golgi membrane. Gene Ontology annotation, molecular function: SNAP receptor activity; SNARE binding. Lineage: Eukaryota; Fungi; Mucoromycota; Mucoromycetes; Mucorales; Mycotyphaceae. Bases 1 to 966 code for a protein of 321 amino acids. The record is from RefSeq and is a predicted model, not a curated record. Gene Ontology annotation, biological process: endoplasmic reticulum to Golgi vesicle-mediated transport; vesicle fusion; intracellular protein transport. The transcript has 4 exons.
AUGAGAGACAGAACAUCAGAAUUUAUUGCACUUGUCGAACGUAUCAAAAAGAGGAAUGCUCUUAAGAGAAGCAAUAAUAAUAGUCCAACCAUAGAGAAGAGCCAGAGGCAAGCAAAUAAUGCCUCUCGUUCAUCUGAAUUUUCUCGGAUGGCAUCUCAACUAAGUCGACAGAUCGCAACUACGUCUGAAAAACUGGAGCAACUCACUUAUUUAACAAAAUUGCAUCAUGGACUGAAUGAUACAACCACUACUGAAAUUACUGCAAGUAUUGAGAUUAGCUACAAAACUUUACAGCAAGAAAUAAAACAAGAUAUUACGAAACUGAACCAGCAUUUGAAUAUACUCGAGUCAGUAAAAAAUGGAACAAGACCGAACUCGAAACAAGCAGGCGAGCAUUCCAACAAUGUCAUUUUAUCAUUACAGAAUCAAUUAGCCAAAACUUCAUUAGGGUUUAAAGAUGUAUUAGAAUCAGAAGUUGAGACAAGACAGCAGUCAUCAUCACCACCACAACAACAACCGCGCCGACGUAUGAAUGUUACCAGUGUGGCACCGCCCUACACUCCUUCACCGCAGUUGUCUGUGUCGGGCUCCACUCUCUUGGACGACUCCCCACAAUCGUUAGGUAUACCCAUGAUCGCUCCCCAACAACAACUUCUUUUAGAACAAGAACAACAACAUCAGUUACAAGAGCGACAUAUAAAUAUAAGAUCCAAUGCUAUCGAAUCGAUUGAAAGCACGAUUGCUGAAUUGGGGGGCAUCUUUCAACAAUUAGCAAGGAUGGUAGCUGAGCAGAGAGAAACAAUUCAACGUAUAGAUCAGAAUACGGACGACAUCGAAAUGAACGUGAUGGGAGCACAAACGGAAUUAAUGAAAUAUUAUAGAAACAUUAGUACGAAUAGAUCCUUGUUUUUAAAGAUUUUUGCUACCAUUAUUUUUUUCUUUAUACUAUUCACCUAUAUCAUGUAG